AUGAACGACCUCGAACACGCAACAAGCAGCUCCGAUCUAGCAACGUACGCAGACGACACACAGGUGUUCCAUGCCGACCGAGAAUUAGAAAAUAUUGAGAAAGUUAUCAACGAAGACUUAAAGAAUAGCGACGAAUGGUUUAAGAACAAUGACGUGACAAGGAACAAAUCAAAAUAUCAGAGCAUGGUCUUGGGCAAGAAGAAGAAAGUAUUUAACCAAGACGCCAAUCACAUUUCGAUGUGA
Paramuricea clavata is the source of this 243-nucleotide messenger RNA. NCBI's taxonomy places the organism in Eukaryota, Metazoa, Cnidaria, Anthozoa, Malacalcyonacea, Plexauridae. The record is from the annotation of a GenBank genome assembly.